Molecule: messenger RNA, 2739 nt
Organism: Cydia fagiglandana
Lineage: Eukaryota; Metazoa; Arthropoda; Insecta; Lepidoptera; Tortricidae
Product: TWiK family of potassium channels protein 9-like
Exons: 6
Coding region: 442-1977 (511 amino acids)
Biological process (GO): stabilization of membrane potential; potassium ion transmembrane transport
Cellular component (GO): plasma membrane
Molecular function (GO): outward rectifier potassium channel activity; potassium ion leak channel activity
Source: RefSeq, a predicted model, not a curated record
GUAGCUCGUGGAUGAAAAUGCCAGUGAGGGAUGCUCGGUCGUACGGGGUGUAUGUGUCCCGCGUUCUGAAAUCCAACACGUUUGCGUAAAAUAGAAACUAGUGUUAGUGAUAUGUGUUAUAAAAUUGUAUGUAAUUAGAAUUAGUGCGUAUAAGUAAACUGUAUAUGUGGUUGUGACAAGAAACGGUGUUAGGUAAUAGUUAUAGUGGAACUGUGUCGUGUAGUGAUUAGACUUUCGUUUUUCUGACGUCCGUAGAAGGUGUCGAUGAGCAGAAAGCUGUAAAAAAUUUAAAGAUAAUUUUGGAGCUCUCGCCAUAAUUGAAGGUGUUUUAAAAUAUUAACUAGAACGAGACGAAGAGUAAAUUCAACAAGGAAUUUCUAUUUAAAGAUAUAACGGGCUGAAUAAUGACGUCUCUAAGCGAAGGUAAAAGAUAACGCCAACAUGGAUAUAGAUCAUAUAGUACUGGAUAAAGAAGCAAUCAACCGGUUUGAGCAAUAUACUUUAGCCAAGCCUUCGCUAAAUGGAGGUAUCCCUUUGGACAGAUGCCAAGAUGCAGACUCGAUGGUAUCUAAUAGCAAGAAGAGAGCACAAAGUUCCCGCCAAAAAGUUGUUUGCUGUUUUUGUUUUAAAACCACUAAGUACAGAAGAAAACAAUUCAUAAUAGGAUCACUUACAAAUUUUGUGAUAUUUGCAGUACUAUUAGCAUACAUAUUUUUGGGUUCAUUCAUAUUCUUAGCUAUUGAGGGUGGCGCAGAAAUGCCGGCCAGACCUCGAAUAUUACCGGACAGACAAAAAUUAAGCCAUAAAGAGAAUAAUAAUACGGAAAAGAAGGAUUCUGAGGAGGAAAAUAAUUUUAGUAAUUUGACGGUGUCUGCUAAUUAUUUUUGGGAAGCAAGAAGCAGAGCGGUAGAAAAUAUUUGGGAAAUAACUGUGUCACUGAAUAUUUUGUAUAGAGAGAAUUGGACAAGAUUAGCAGCACAAGAGAUUUUGAAGUUUCAAAACGAAUUGGUGCAGCGGGUGACAACAGAAAUGGCGUCACAAUAUGGCGUCAGUUACAGAGAGAUGGCGUUGGGGGAGUUUGGUGGUAGCGACCUUGCUAACCAUUAUGAAGAACACGAAUGGAAUCUGGCAUUGGCGUUUUUCUACUCUCUGACUGUAUUAACUACCAUUGGAUAUGGCAACAUCGCUCCAAGAACAAUACUGGGCAAAGGCGUCACCGUAAUAUAUGCGUUAAUCGGCAUACCCCUCACUCUCGUUUACUUGUCCAACGUGGGUUCAUUGCUGUCAAAAAUGGCCCGAAGCGUCUUCAGUAGAGCACUUUGCUGCUGCCUCUGCUCUAACUGCGGUUACUGCUGCUACGACGAAAGAAGAAUGGCCGAAAAGGAAAGAAGAAUGAAACUGAAAAGACAGCAAGAAGAACUCAACAGUCAAAAUACUAGCAAAACCCCAACAGAGGAAUGCUACGUCCUGAAGGCUGAUAGUCAAAAGGACUCAUCCGUGUCAGAAAGACCUACCACGAGUACAGCCAAAGAUGAUGUCAUCAGUUGGCCUGACACUGAUUCUAAACUAUCUAUGCAUGGUUUAAGUAUUCUAGCACCAGUAUUAUUAUGUCUAACAGCGAUUUUCAUUUAUAUAUCUGUCGGGGCUAUAGUUCUUUUCAAGUUAGACCAUAUGGGAAUCGUUGACGGAUUUUAUUUUUGUUUCAUGGCUUUGAGCACAAUUGGGUUUGGAAAUAUUUUUCCUGGUAUGAACUAUACCACCAUCCAUGGUGUUAGAUACUACACAAUAAAUACUACUACACUAUGGUUCUGCUCGGCUUAUACAUUAACCGGUCUUGCUUUGACUGCAAUGUGUUUUGGUGUUAUACAUGAUGAAAUUAUAUACAGGAUAAAGCACCAGCAAAAACAGUGGUCUCAGAAAAGCAACACAGUUAAUGAUGAAGUUAAUUUAAAGGAUCCGUUUUAUAUGAACUCCUGACAUAUGUACAGUAAGGGGAAAUCUGAGAAUUUGUAUAGCAUAAUGGAAGAUAAUUCUGUAGUAGAACGUAAUAGAAUUGAAAUCGACAAUAGGGAAGUAGUUCUUAGUGUAGAUGAUAUACCAGCGGCUGCGGCUAUGGAUAAUAAUGUGGAGUUACCUCCACCACCUCCUGAAGAAGAAAUCAUAGCUAUUGUCACUAAAAAAGAACCUAAAGGUGGUUUUGGUAAUAUGGUAGCCUACAAUGUACUACCAGAAAUGCUGGAUCAUGUGAAUGAUACAUAAUCGUGAAAAAAAUUGUAUAUCGCCUAGUUAAUAUUGAUAUUAUAAUUAAUAUUGAUUUAAAUCUUUUCAUACAUGGACUCUUUGUUACGUUUUUAGAGUUAGACCAAGAUAAGUCUGCAGCGAUGUUGAUAUGCUGUUUUAAGUCAGAAUUUCGUAGAAGUUUGACGUUUAAAAUAUCACUUGCACUGCGUGCAUGGGCUAUCAAAAUCACUGCAGGCUUUUCUUGGUCUAACUACAUCAAAUAUCUUCGUUGUGUAAAAAUAAUAUGUAAGAAUAUGAAAUUGUCAAUGUCAAGUUUUAAUUUAUUGGGCAAUAUUAAGGUAAGUAAAUAACAAGUUGUGUAAAAAAUGUAAAUGGUGUACAUAUUGUAAUUAAUGAUUGUAGUUAAACGAUGUGUAACAUCUUUUAUCUCUAAACCCUUGUCAAAUAUUAUAAUAUCAAACUAUAUCUGUAUCAAUUUUCAUGUGAAUAAUUCUUUGU